GGUUUCUCCCGGCUUCUGUCAGUGCGGUGACUGCGCUGGGAAACAUGGCGACCGAGGGAAUGAUCCUCACUAACCACGACCAUCAAAUCCGUGUCGGAGUCCUCACAGGAAUCUUGUUGACCGAUGAUUCUGAUUUAGAAGUUAUGAAGGUGGGACCUGAGAUUCUGCAUUUCUAACAAACUCCCAGAUGCUGCUGUUACUAGUCUAUAGACCACACUUAAAAGUGGCAUGGGACUUAAAAUAGGUGAGUGAUAGUUGCUUCAGGAAUCUUGCGGAAGAUCGCAGUGGGAUAAAUCUCAAAGAUCUCGUACAAGAUCCUUCUUUGUUGGGUGGGACUAUAUCAGCAUACAAGAUAGUACCAGACGAAAUAGAAGAAAUCAAGGAAACCCUCAUAGAUUGGUGUGAUGAAAAGGAACUGAAUUUGAUAUUAACAACUGGAGGAACAGGAUUUGCACCACGAGAUGUCACUCCAGAGGCCACAAAAGAAGUAAUAGAACGGGAAGCACCAGGGAUGGCCCUGGCAAUGCUGAUGGGAUCACUUAAUGUUACACCUCUGGGCAUGCUCUCUAGGCCUGUAUGUGGAAUCAGAGGGAAAACGCUCAUAAUUAACCUGCCAGGUAGCAAGAAAGGAUCUCAGGAAUGCUUUCAGUUCAUACUGCCAGCUCUACCUCAUGCCAUUGACCUUCUACGUGAUGCCAUUGUAAAAGUAAAGGAGGUGCAUGAUGAACUUGAAGAUUUGCCUUCCCCGCCACCUCCUCUUUCCCCUCCUCCUACAACCAGUCCCCAUAAACAGACAGAAGAUAAAGGGGUUCAAUGUGAGGAAGAGGAAGAAGAGAAGAAAGACAGUGGUGUUGCUUCAACAGAAGAUAGUUCCUCAUCACAUAUAACUGCAGCAGCCAUUGCUGCCAAGAAGCAUCCAUUCUACACCAGUCCCGCUGUUGUCAUGGCACAUGGUGAGCAGCCCAUCCCUGGUCUCAUCAAUUAUUCCCAUCAUUCAGCAGAUGAACGGAUUCCAGACUCCAUCAUUUCUCGUGGUGUUCAGGUGCUCCCACGAGACACAGCCUCCCUCAGCACUACUCCUUCAGAAUCGCCUCGUGCUCAGGCUACAUCUCGCCUCUCUACAGCUUCCUGCCCAACACCAAAACAAAUUAGACGGCCGGAUGAAAGCAAAGGAGUUGCUAGUAGAGUUGGAUCCCUCAAAGCUCGGCUUCCCUCGUGCUCAUCUACCUAUAGUGUAUCUGAGCUCCACUCUAGAUUGGAAGGGCUUAAAGAUGAACUCUGGAGGAAUAGAGGCUACGACUUAAGAGUCCAGUCCAGGUGCAGCAGCAAGGAGAAUAUUCUUAGAGCCAGUCACAGUGCUGUCGAUAUCACCAAGGUGGCUAGAAGACAUCGCAUGUCUCCUUUUCCUCUGACAUCUAUGGACAAAGCCUUUAUCACAGUCCUGGAGAUGACUCCGGUGCUUGGAACAGAAAUCAUCAAUUACCGAGAUGGAAUGGGGCGAGUCCUUGCUCAAGAUGUAUAUGCAAAAGACAAUUUACCCCCCUUCCCAGCAUCAGUAAAAGAUGGCUAUGCUGUCCGAGCUGCUGAUGGCCCAGGAGAUCGUUUCAUCAUUGGGGAAUCCCAAGCUGGUGAACAGCCAACUCAGACAGUAAUGCCAGGACAAGUCAUGCGGGUUACUACAGGUGCUCCAAUACCCUGCGGUGCUGAUGCAGUAGUACAAGUGGAAGAUACUGAACUUAUCAGGGAAUCAGACGACGGCACUGAAGAACUUGAAGUGCGAAUUCUGGUGCAAGCUCGGCCAGGCCAAGAUAUCAGACCCAUCGGCCAUGACAUUAAAAGAGGGGAAUGUGUUUUGGCCAAAGGAACCCACAUGGGCCCCUCAGAGAUUGGUCUUCUAGCAACUGUAGGUGUCACAGAGGUUGAAGUUAACAAGUUUCCAGUGGUUGCAGUCAUGUCAACAGGGAAUGAGCUGCUAAAUCCUGAAGAUGACCUCUUACCAGGGAAGAUUCGAGACAGCAAUCGUUCAACUCUUCUAGCAACAAUUCAGGAACAUGGUUACCCCACAAUCAACUUAGGUAUUGUAGGAGACAACCCAGAUGACUUACUCAAUGCCUUGAAUGAGGGUAUCAGUCGUGCUGAUGUCAUCAUCACAUCAGGGGGUGUAUCCAUGGGGGAAAAGGACUAUCUCAAGCAGGUGCUGGACAUUGAUCUUCAUGCUCAGAUCCAUUUUGGCAGGGUUUUUAUGAAACCAGGCUUGCCAACAACCUUUGCAACUUUGGAUAUUGAUGGUGUAAGAAAAAUAAUCUUUGCACUACCUGGGAAUCCUGUAUCAGCUGUGGUCACCUGCAAUCUCUUUGUUGUGCCUGCACUGAGAAAGAUGCAGGGCAUCUUGGAUCCUCGGCCAACCAUCAUCAAAGCAAGGUUAUCAUGUGAUGUAAAACUGGAUCCUCGUCCAGAAUACCAUCGGUGUAUACUAACUUGGCAUCACCAAGAACCACUGCCUUGGGCACAGAGUACAGGUAAUCAAAUGAGCAGCCGUUUGAUGAGCAUGCGCAGUGCCAAUGGAUUGUUGAUGCUACCUCCAAAGACAGAACAGUACGUGGAGCUCCACAAAGGCGAGGUGGUGGAUGUCAUGGUCAUUGGACGGCUAUGAUGGUCACCAGCAGGAGAAAGCUUUGAUGCAUGUCCACAUAUCACUGACUGUAUCCUGUAAUAUGCAACGGCACAGCUAGUUUUCCUGAUUUGGAUAAAAGUUGAUCUGUAUAGUCAACAUCUGGAACUAUAUUUCAAAUGAAUUUAAAUAUCUUUUAAAGAAAAAAACACCUAAAAAUAAAUCUUAACAGACAAUUCUAUUCUGAUUAUAUCAAGGCAAAUUUUUCCUUUCUUGCAAAUUGCUUUGUGUGUUCAAUGCUAGGUCUGAUAGCGAUAGCUUUUAGUAGACAGCAGUAGGUGCCUGCAGAACUUGUGUUUUUCUCAUCUUUAAAAUACAACUACUUAUGCUCUUAAAUCAAGGCUGUCUGCUUAUUUAUACUAGCGUAGGCAACACUUGGAUUUCCCUUCUUAGUAUGCUUCAUAACUGCUUUACAGAAAGCUUUUGCUUGUUCUUUCUCAUGUAUCUCGUGUUUAUGUGCACAGUGCCAAAAGAAGACUGACUGGGUGGAGGCUCUGCCUUGCCUCAAGAACCAUCCCCUGCAGAGCAUCUAGGGAGGUUUCUCACCCCCAUAGCCUCAUGGCACAGUACUCUUGGGCAGUAACUGGAUACCUUUUAUUUGAACAAACAAACUGAAGAAAAAUGCUUCCUUAAGUGCUGACAGCCUUUUUAACCAAUACAUUUAAAAUUGUACAGAACAAAAAAAUAAAAUCAAAGACUGAUCUUGUACAGAUAUUAGUGUUACCAGCAUUCAUGUGGAAAUCAAGAGCAAAGACAAUAUAAUGUUAAACAACUCUGUACCAUAACAUUUUCUGUAAUGAUACUGAAACUUAAUGAAUAAAAAAAUUCCUUGAUCAUUAUUUAAAAA
Molecule: messenger RNA, 3518 nt
Organism: Callithrix jacchus (white-tufted-ear marmoset)
Lineage: Eukaryota; Metazoa; Chordata; Mammalia; Primates; Cebidae
Gene: GPHN
Product: gephyrin
Biological process (GO): gamma-aminobutyric acid receptor clustering; glycine receptor clustering; Mo-molybdopterin cofactor biosynthetic process
Cellular component (GO): dendrite; cytosol; postsynaptic membrane
Molecular function (GO): molybdopterin molybdotransferase activity
Source: RefSeq, a predicted model, not a curated record